Messenger RNA from Lutzomyia longipalpis, 4297 nucleotides. RefSeq names its product endoplasmic reticulum transmembrane helix translocase. Gene Ontology annotation, biological process: intracellular calcium ion homeostasis. The record is from RefSeq and is a predicted model, not a curated record. The coding region runs from base 106 to 3600 and encodes 1164 amino acids. The transcript has 5 exons. Gene Ontology annotation, molecular function: ATP binding; P-type ion transporter activity; ATP hydrolysis activity. NCBI's taxonomy places the organism in Eukaryota, Metazoa, Arthropoda, Insecta, Diptera, Psychodidae. Gene Ontology annotation, cellular component: endoplasmic reticulum membrane.
GUCUCUUUUUGGGAGCAUCGAUUAGUGAGUGAAAUUUCGAAAGGUUUGUUUUUCGUGCCCCAAAGAUUUUUUUUAGGAAAAUUUACUUGUAAAAGUGCCGUGAGGAUGAAGAGACUGAGGGAGGACUCACUGGAUGACCUCGUGAAGUACGUGACACUGCACACAGCCAACCCGCUAAUCUUCAAUGGUGCAAUAUUUCCCUUCCUGAUCCUCUACUGUGUCUGGUUCUACUUCUCCGUGUGUGUCUACGGGAUUGUGGAGCACUAUGAAGCCGGUCUUCUGUCGCUGGCCAUCAUUGGGUGUGUCCAGACACUUUGCUGCUUGUGCUGCUUCUGGAGUGUUCACGUGAACUCCGCACUGAACUUCCGAAAGACAAAACUGCCCAGUCAUGGGGUCUAUGCGAAGGUAGUGCCGAUGCCCAACAAUGGCUCUGCCGAGCUGACACUAAUUCAGAGCACACGGUUUGGGGAUGGACAGGAAACGGUGUAUUGGUUCAUGUUCCAGAAGAUCAAGUACAUCUGGGAUGCGGAGAAAGCCCAAUUCCGUGGCAUUGACUUCCCCAUACACAAAACCUACCGGCAGUACAUUGAAGCAAAGGGGCAUGAGGAUGAGAAUGAAGUGAGCCUGGCUGAGAAGACGUACGGGAAGAAUCUGAUGGAGAUGGUUGUCCCGGAAUUCUAUCAGCUCUUCAUUGAGCGCGCCACGGCACCCUUCUUCGUCUUCCAGAUCUUCUCAGUGGGGCUGUGGUGCUUGGAUGAGUACUGGUACUACUCCCUCUUCACCCUGUGCAUGCUCAUCAUCUUCGAGUGUACGCUAGUGCAGCAGCAACUGCGCAAUAUGGCAGAGAUCCGGAAGAUGGGCAACAAGCCUCAUCUAAUAAAUGUCUUUCGGAAUCGCAAGUGGCGUCCACUUAUGUCCGAUCAACUCGUUCCGGGUGAUCUUGUUUCCAUUGCUCGCUCCCAAAAUGAUAAUCUCGUUCCAUGCGACGUUGUCCUCCUCAGGGGCUCAUGCAUUGUGGAUGAGAGCAUGCUGACGGGAGAAUCUGUGCCACAGAUGAAGGAGAGCCUCGAAAACACGGACGAUCUCUCCCGGGAACUCGAUCCGGAAAGCGAUGGGAAGCUCUUUGUCCUGUUUGGCGGGACAAAAGUGGUUCAGCACACUCCUCCGUCAAGGGGAGCAAUGCGUGCCCCAGACAGUGGAUGCAUUGGCUACGUCCUCCGGAAUGGCUUCAAUACGAGCCAAGGGAAACUCCUCCGAACCAUUUUGUUUGGCGUGAAGCGAGUCACGGAGAAUAAUCUCGAGACUUUUGCUUUCAUCCUCUUCCUCCUGGUGUUUGCCGUUGCAGCGGCAUUGUAUGUCUGGAUCAAGGGGACGGAGGACCUUGAGAGGAAUCGCUACAAACUCUUCCUCGAAUGUACCCUCAUCCUCACCUCAAUCAUUCCACCUGAUUUGCCCAUUGAGCUCUCACUGGCUGUCAACACAUCCCUCCUGCAGCUGUCGAAGCUCUUUGUCUACUGCACUGAGCCCUUCCGGAUUCCCUUUGCUGGAAAGGUGCAAAUUUGCUGCUUUGACAAAACAGGAACACUCACGAGCGAUAAUCUCAUGGUUGAAGGUAUUGCAGGACUCAAUAAGGACAAGAGUAUCACGGCAAUUGCACAAAUCCCCGAAACCACUGUCCAGGUGCUGGCAACAUGUCAUUCUCUGGCACAACUGGAUGAUGGACUUGUGGGGGAUCCCCUUGAGAAAGCCACCCUGACAGCGGUGGAUUGGAAUCUCACAAAGCAGGACAGUGUGGUGCCCAAGAAGGGCAAGUUUAAACCCCUCAAAAUCUACCAACGAUUCCACUUUUCAUCCAGCCUCAAAAGAAUGUCCGUCCUGGCUGGUUACACCAUUCCCUGGUCCAGCGAUAUUUGCUACAUUGGCGCUGUAAAGGGAGCCCCUGAGACCCUCAUCAAGAUGCUCAAGGAAGUUCCGGAGCAUUAUGAGGAAACCUAUCUAGAAUAUUCCCGUCGAGGUGCUCGAGUUCUCGCUCUGGGUAUCAAGGAAUUCGGCAAACUUGAAAAUCAACAAAUGCGCGAAAUAAAGCGCGAGGAUGUGGAAAAGGAUUUAACCUUUGUUGGUUUUGUGGUCAUCUCAUGCCCCCUGAAGCCAGACUCCAAGAGCAUCAUCAAGGAAAUCAUUCAGGCCUCCCAUAAGGUUGUCAUGAUCACCGGUGAUAACCCCUUGACUGCAUGUCACGUGGCAAAAGAGUUGAAAUUCACGCGAAGACCCGUCCUGAUUCUAACCCAGAAAUCCCAUUGGACGUGGCAAUCAAUUUCGGGUGAUAUCAAUCUUCCCGUUGAGCAGGAUGUUGCCUCAUUUGUCCAACAAUACGAUCUCUGCAUCACAGGCGAAGGGCUCUUGCAUCUCGCUGAGGAAAAUAAUUCCUUCCUGCGAAAGGUCUUGCCCUACGUUUCAGUCUACGCGCGUUUCUCGCCGAAACAGAAGGAGUUCAUCAUCACAACACUCAAGAACCUCGGCUACUGCACUCUGAUGUGUGGCGACGGGACAAACGAUGUGGGGGCGCUAAAGCAUGCCAAUGUGGGUGUUUCAAUCCUGAGCAAUGCCCCCCUGAAAGCGCCUGAGCCGAAAAAGCAGGAACGCCAGGAAGUUGAACCUGCCCAGAGGAAUGCAACACCAGCACCGCGGGAACGUCCAAAUCUCACUGCCAGGGAAAGAGCUCUCCGGCAUAGGGAACAGUUAAUGUCAACGCAGGAGCGCCUGCAGAAGGAACUGAAGGAACUUGAAGAGGUGCAAGUUGUGAAGCUCGGAGAUGCCAGUAUUGCAGCUCCAUUCACCAGCAAACUCUCAUCAAUCAUGUGUGUGUGCCACAUCAUAAAACAAGGACGGUGUACGCUCGUCACGACACUGCAAAUGUUCAAGAUUCUCGCCUUGAACGCCCUCAUUUCUGCCUACUCCCAAUCCGUAUUGUACGUCGAUGGGAUCAAGCUGAGUGAUACCCAGGCUACACUCCAGGGUCUUCUCCUUGCAGCUUGCUUCCUUUUCAUAACGCGCUCUAAACCCCUCAAGGUGCUAUCGAAGCAGAUGCCAUUGCCCAAUAUUUUCAACAUCUACACCCUCAGCACAAUCCUGUUGCAGUUCUCCGUGCACUUUGUUGCUCUGAUCUACUUGGUGCAGGAAGCUACGGCACGGAGUCCACCGCGUGAGGGGAAGAUUGUGCUAAAUGUUGAUUUGGAUCCGAAUGAGAAGCGUGAGUUUGAGCCAACACUGAUAAACAGUACGGUCUACAUGAUUUCAAUGGCUCUUCAAGUUUCCACGUUUGCAGUCAACUACAAGGGACAUCCAUUCAUGGAAAGUCUGAGGGAGAAUCGUUUGCUUCUAUACUCAAUCCUGAUCUCCAGUUCUAUUGUGAUCUGUCUUGCGCUCAAUAUUUCGCCAGAUCUAACGUCGACUUUUGAAAUUGUCGAAUUUCCCGAUGAUUUCCGGAAGAUCUUGAUUUUCGUUCUGGUGACUGAUGCAUGCCUGGCAUUCCUGGGCGAUAGACUUUGUUCAUUCCUCUUUGGGGAAAUGAGGCAGAAAUUUCAUCUGGUUAACUAUUAAGAAAUGCAAUCAACACUAGUUCCAGAUUUAUUAGUGAGAAAUAGGCGUGCAAAGGCACGUCAUUAGCUGAGAUAUUUGGCGAAUUGGUUUAGCCGGAAUCAGCAAAAGUUUUGAAAUGAAAUCAAAUUGAAAAGAAAAAUUAAAAAAAAAAGUCGCUCAAAUAUUUCAGUUAAGAAAAGAAAGGAAAAAAAUAAGAUAUAGAUGGUUAAAAGGAAGCGUGGAUGUGAAUUUUAUUUGUGAGUGAAAACGCGUGUGAAGAGGAAAAUAAUUUUAAUAAAAAAAUAUCCUUUUAAUUUAACAAAUUGUAGGUAGAAAUGAAUUUUAGUAAAGGAACCUUUAUCGCGUAGCCGUUGAAAAGCGUAGACAAAUUUGAAUUUAUCAUUAAAGAUUUUAUUUCUGAAAGAAUCCCUAAAAAAGUCCAAUUAGUCUUCUCUUGAAUUGAAUUAAAAAAUAAAUAAAUAAAUUUCCUCUUCUAAAAUUUUAAAUUUAUGAAACUUUUUAAAAGGCAUUCUACAUUCACGGACCAAAAGUGAUCCAGUUGAUAUUUAUAUAUAAAAAAAAUAUUCUCUUACUUGAAGUCUGAACCACAAAUCUAUUCAUUCUUGUGUACCUAAAAUUGUCAGCAGAUCAGUCUUAAUUUUCAUUGCGUAACGUGAGUUUUUGAAACGAAAAUACAUGGUAUUUACAAUCAUAAAAA